GCGCGCAUGCGCAGUUCUUAUUGCAGUCAUGAGACAGACAGACGGUAAAACUGGAUAUAAUGUUCUAGUGGUCCUGUCGCGGUAAUCAUGUUUUUAUCCCUCUUUCUUGGUUUAUUGCUUAUGACAGUCUCUGAAAACAAUGCUGCUGAAAGGAUUCAAGCUUUCGUCAUUCCACACAGUCAUAUGGAUGUUGGUUGGGUGUACACAGUGCAGGAAAGUAUGCAUGCGUACGCAAGUAAUAUGUACAGUAGCGUAGUGGAGGAGCUGUCGAGAGUCAAAAGCCGCAAGUUCAUCGCAGUUGAGCAGGAGUUUUUUCGACUGUGGUGGUAUAAUGUGGCAUCAGACUGGCACAAAAAACAGGUGAAACAGCUGUUGCAGGAGGGUCGUCUGGAGUUUAUAAUUGGGGGUCAGGUGAUGCAUGAUGAGGCUGUGACAGAUGUAGAUGAUGCCAUCCUUCAACUCACAGAGGGUCAUGGCUUCCUGUAUGAGACCUUUGGUGUUCGACCACGAUUCUCUUGGCAUGUUGACCCAUUUGGUGCUUCAGCCACCACCCCGGUACUCUUUGCACUGGCAGGGUUCAAUGCUCACCUUAUUUCCCGUAUUGACUAUGACCUGAAAGAUGCUAUGCAGAAAAACAAGAAGUUGCAGUUUGUAUGGAGAGGUUCUCCUUCUUUAAAGGAAAAACAAGAGAUAUUCACACACACCAUGGACCAGUUCAGUUAUUGCACACCAUCAUACAUCCCCUUUUCUAACAGGUCUGGCUUUUACUGGAAUGGUGUGGCCUUGUUUCCAGACCCACCAAAAGAUGGCAUCUAUCCCAACAUGAGUCUGCCUGUGACCAAGGAAACUGUGGAGCUUUAUGCACAGACUAUGGUGGACAACAUCAAACAAAGAGCCCAGUGGUUCAGCACCAGUAAUGUUCUCUGGCCAUGGGGUUGUGAUAAGCAGUUCUACAAUGCUUCAGUGCAGUUCAUGAACAUGGAUGUGUUGGUUAACUAUAUUAACACAAACAGCGACAAAUACGGAGUUGCGGUUCAGUACGCAACACUAAAGGAUUAUUUCCAGGCUGUCCACCAGACUAACCUGUCCUGGGACGUUAGAGGAAGCCAAGACUUUCUCCCUUAUUCAACGGAACCAUUUCAGGCAUGGACGGGGUUUUAUGCUUCCAGGAAUGUUCUUAAAGGAAUAGCAAGAAAAGCGAGCUCUCUCCUGUACGCAGCAGAAUCUCUCUUCACUAGAUACAGUGUCAGCUACCCAGAUGGGCCAGUUCAGAGAGAGUGGGCUCUAGAAAAACUCAAGGCCCUACGUUGGGCGGUUUCAGAGGUUCAGCAUCACGAUGCCAUUACAGGCACAGAAUCCCCCAAAGUGGCUGACAUGUACAUGCAACAUCUCCUGCAAGGCAUGAUGGGAGCUGAGGAACUCUUAGCAGCCAUUUUCUUACUUCCACAGUCCAUAGAGCUCAAUAACAUCAACCGACCCCAAACCAGACCCACUGCAGAGACGAUGGACUUAGGACAAGAUCCUGAGCAGCAUAUCAUUGUGUACAACCCGCUUGCCUGGAACAUUUCAACAUAUAUUAAUGUUUCAGUGCCAUAUGCAAUGGCAGUCGUGCUUGAUGAUGAUGGAAACGCAGUACCUGCUCAGAUCCAGCAAUCGAUGGAGUCUUCCUCUGACUAUGAUCUGUUCUUUGUUGUUGAGCUGGGUGGACUUCAGUACAGGAAAUACAUUGUACAGUUCCCACAGUCCCACUGUGAACCUGGCUCUGACUGUAGGAUGACCCAUGGGGCCAGGAUAGUCAAAUUUAAGAGAAGGAACGUAAGGCAAUGGAAAAGGACAGGGAGAAAGUUGUUGCCAGUACUGAAUGAGUGCUACAAAUUGAUGUUUGACCAAGAGACAAACCUUCUGCACAGCAUCACAAAUCGGCACGAUCAGAAGAUAACUAGAGUGCAACAGGACUUCUGGGAAUAUAAGGCCAAUGGGGAUGUUAAUGUUAGGCCAAUCUCUGACAACUACAUCUUUACUGCCAACGGAUCAGCUGUACCUGCCUACAAAUCUGUGGCUAUGGAGAUUGUGCCAGGGAAAGUAGUCUCAGAGAUCCGACAGUAUUUUUACAGGGAGGAGGAAGAUAAGAACCAUACGUAUUCUGUGGUCACAAGGCUUCCUGUAGGAUUUCAGGGUAAGCUGCCAUGCCACAGACUGGAGCAGAGCUAUAAAGUGGGACCUAUAGAGGUGAACAGAGAAGCUGUGUUCAGAACCAGCACAAGUCUUCAGAAUAACAGAACACUGUUCACUGACAACAACGGCUACCAGAUGAUGAGGAGGACACAUAAGGACUUUGCCAACAACACAGUUGCUCGUAAUUACUAUCCAAUGGUGCGAGCAGCCUUUAUAGAAGAUGAUUCCAGCAGAAUUGCGUUCCUCAGUGAAAGAGCUCAUGGAGUGGCCAGUCUGAGCCAGGGUCAGCUGGAGGUGAUGCUUCAUAGGCGACUUUGGAACAACCAGGAGUGGAAUCUGGGUUAUAAUUUGACCCUAAAUGACUCCUCUGUGGUACGGCCAGUCAUCUGGAUGAUGCUGGGAUCCCCUGCUGCAAUAUCAUCCAUCUACCAGCAGGAGGCACUACAGCUACAGCAUAGACCAGUUGUUAUGCCCAUUGACAAACCUCAUAAACUUUGGAAUCAGAGAAAGGAAUCUAGUAAGCCUGUUAUUCAGCCGGUGCAAAUCCCUCAAAACCUUCACAUGCAGACCCUCAGCAUACCUGGCUGGAACUACAGUCCCAAUCACACUCAGCAGAUCCAGAAUCUUGCAUCAGAGCUGAAGUCGAAGAUGAACUUUGACAGUAUUCUGUUGAGGAUCACACAUCUAUAUGAAGAAGGAGAAGACCCAGUCCUAUCAAAGCCAACCACUAUUAACCUAAAGGAAGUUAUGCAGGGCAUAGGGGAGGUGACAGAGGUUCAGGAGCGUUCUCUUACUGGAACCUGGGAUAUAUCAGAUCUACAGAGGUGGAGCUGGAAAACCAAUAUGGGUGUAAGAAAACGAGAAGAAGAGGAAUUUUUCAGUGGCAUCACAAAGAACUUUAGUGUGACAAUUUCCCCAAAAGAGAUCCGAACCUUUUUCAUUUAUUUUAAAUAGAAAGUCUUGCAAGCAGCCUAUUGUUAUCUUCUGUGAAGAGUCUUUUCAAACAUGAUUUUUAAAAUGUCAAUAAAAAAACCCUCAAUGUUUGAUCUCAUCUUAUAAAUGUUAAAUUGCUUAAUUUAUUAUUAAAUCACUGAAGAUAAUGUUAAACAUUAUAGACAGCUAAUUUUUGAAGUAUUCAUAUUUGUGGCAUUUGCUCACUUAGGUAGAACAAAUUAACUCUGACAUCAGAAGUUCAGGUGAUUUUUUUUUUUUUUUUUAGUUCCAAAUUUAAUGGUUUUUUAAAAGAACAGCUUUA
Paramisgurnus dabryanus is the source of this 3430-nucleotide messenger RNA. The record is from RefSeq and is a predicted model, not a curated record. NCBI's taxonomy places the organism in Eukaryota, Metazoa, Chordata, Actinopteri, Cypriniformes, Cobitidae.